This is a messenger RNA of Alligator mississippiensis (American alligator), 4043 nucleotides long. Its product is annotated as suppressor of tumorigenicity 14 protein homolog. Gene Ontology annotation, biological process: proteolysis. Bases 662 to 2731 code for a protein of 689 amino acids. NCBI's taxonomy places the organism in Eukaryota, Metazoa, Chordata, Crocodylia, Alligatoridae. Gene Ontology annotation, molecular function: protein binding; serine-type endopeptidase activity. The record is from RefSeq and is a predicted model, not a curated record. The transcript is spliced from 14 exons.
AUUAAAGAAAUGUUUCUCAGUAUCUUUUGGUAUUUUUUUGUUUUGUCUUAAAUGGCUUAACUGGGAUGGUUAUGCAGAAUUGAAAUAAGAGAAAAUAGGCAAGUUUGGUAGCCUACUUUAAAACCAACAGCUAUAUGUAAUUUUCAUGGCUUCUUAGCACCUUCUCUGAAGAGUUUUGCUGUCAGUUUUUGUCAGCAAACAAUAGAUACAAUCAGGCAAGACCAAAGUUUUACUUGUUUUAUAGGUUUGCUUCAGGGUUAUUUAAGGAUCGCUUUUGAAGCUAUCCCUCCCUCUGAUGCAAUUUUGAAAAGCAGUUUCCAACUGGAUUUUAUCUGUUUCUAUUUUUCUGUGUAAUUUGUUUCCUCAAGCUGACAAAAAUGCAAGACGUGUUCUCAGAUUGUGAAACAAAAAUUCAUCUGUUUUGAAUUUUGGCAGACAGUUCUCAUAAGGAAUCAGGACUUUCAUUGUGGGAAAGAUACAUUUCAGGGGUGAGAGUGGGGGACGGCCUUUGACCAUUUCCAAAACUGUCCACUUAAAAACACUUGCACUAAGAGAGUCGACACAAACAUGUAUACCAGCAGCCGAGCCAUCAUGCAGGAAUUUUAAAGUUUAGUGUGCAAACUAGUUAAACUUGGCUCUAAAACAAUAAAAACCCACAUAAAUGUAUAUAAAAGCUUCUUAUAAAUCUCCCCUUCCUUCCCAUAGUGAAGGAGAAGAUGGUCUCAAAGUCUACUGCUGGAGUAUAUUCUGGGCACCACAAGAUAUUACUGGCUCUUUCAAAAAACUGAUCUCACUGAAGCAAAAGGAAAUCAUCAGGAAGCAAGUACCUUGGGAUGUUAAUUCUUCUGCUGAAAGCUUUUUGGUAGAAGAGAAUUUUGAUCUCUUUACAAUGGAUCUUUUUGUUGCAGAUGCUACUGAGUAUGGUGUGACCUUAAAGUCAGUAUCCUUUGACCUAUAUGCAAAGCCAGGUAACAACAGGAGUUUGACUUUGGUGAAUCCCAAGAAAUCUUUUUAUCAGUGGCGGCUGCGAGUUCCUUCUAACUAUGUUGUGAGACUUGUCAUUCUUACAUUGCAUGGUGUCACUCCGGGGAGCUGUGCAUCUCACAGAUUAUCAGCAUAUGAUUUCCUCCUCCCUCUUCAGAACAAGAUCAUUACGAGGUGGUGUGGAGUACCAGGGGCUUGGAAUCCCCCCAUUGUUCGGUUAACUUCAUCAAGUAAUGUAAUGCUGGUCACCUUCUCGCUGGACAAAAGAAAAGAGAACAGCAUACUAAAAGCCUACUUCCAGGCAGUUCCUAAAAUUGUAUGUGGCGGGCGUUACAUCUCGUGGAAUGGGACUGUGAGCUCCCCUUAUUAUCCAAGUUACUAUCCACCAAGCAUUGACUGCAGCUGGAUAAUCAGAGCACCAUUGCCUGGCUAUAAGUUGUCACUAAAAAUUCUUGUAAUACAAAUUCAGGAGAAGACUCCAGGAUCUAGUAAAUGUGAUAAGGAUUGGUUAGAAAUUGAUGGAGUUAGGUAUUGUAAAGCUAUUGCAGAAGGCCAGAGAAAUAAAGACUAUGGUUAUUCAGUUGCAAUCAGUUUCCAUUCAGAUGAACUGGUCACUCAUAGAGGUUUUUACAUUGAAUAUAAAGCAUUCAGUUACAUGGACCUUUGUCCUCGACAAUUUAAGUGCACAGAUGGAACAUGCAUUCCUUUAAACAAUCAGUGUGAUGGACGGCAAGAUUGUUCAGAUGGCAGUAAUGAAUUAGAUUGUGGCUGCAGUCCAGAGGAGUCUAAUUGUGGUAAUGGGAAGUGUAAGCAUGCUUCUAAGAUGUGCAGAGGGGAGGAGAGCUGUGGAGAGGACAGUGAUGAAAACAACUGCUCCUCUAAAAAUUGUUCUCCAUAUGCAUAUAAAUGCUCAAAUGGCAAGUGUUCAAUGAAACCAAACCCUGAAUGUGAUGGAAUAAGAGACUGUGCUGAUGGAUCUGAUGAAGUUAAUUGUGCCUGCGGAAAGAGUCAAUUUAAAAAAAACAGAAUUGUGGGAGGUGAGGAUGCAAGGUCUGGAAAGUGGCCAUGGCAAGCAAGCUUACAGAUGGGAACUUAUGGCCAUAUUUGUGGUGCAUCUGUUAUUUCAAAUAGAUGGCUGAUAUCUGCUGCUCACUGUUUCUUGGAUUCUGAUUCCAUAAGAUACUCUGUGCCUUCUGGCUGGAAAGCAUAUAUGGGCAUAAGGAUCAUGAGCAAAAACAGCAAUCAUGUAGCUAUGAGAUCAAUCAAAAGGAUUGUUGUCCAUCCACGGUAUGACCAGUAUAUCUCAGACUAUGAUGUUGCCCUGUUGGAAAUGGAAACGCCAGUAUUCUUCAGUGAGCUGGUACAGCCCAUUUGUUUACCCAGCAGCCCUAGAAUAUUUUUUUAUGGAACUGUCUGCUAUGUAACUGGCUGGGGAGCCAUAAAAGAAAAUAGUCAACUUGCCAAAACAUUGCAAGAAGCUAGAGUAAAAAUAAUUAAUCGAAGUGUCUGCAGCAAGCUUUAUGAUGAUCUCAUUACUUCUCGGAUGCUGUGUGCAGGAAACCUCAAUGGUGGCAUUGAUGCAUGCCAGGGUGAUUCUGGAGGUCCAUUGGCCUGCAUAGGAAAGGAAAAUAGGUGGUACCUUGCUGGAAUUGUGAGCUGGGGUGAAGGAUGUGCUCGGCGUAAUCGUCCUGGUGUAUACACCAAAGUGACAGCUCUUUAUGACUGGAUUCGUCUGUAUACAAAGUGAUGCACUUGGCAGGCAGCACAAACCAUCCUGUUUGCUGAAAUUCCUAGAAAUGCAGUUUGUGAAGCACAUCUUCAUGGCAAUUACAGUUCAUGGUAUUUUGUGUGUGUGUCAUUAUUUUCUCAUGGAUUCAUCUUUUGUUUUCCUCCUCGUGAGAAACAAGCAACAGGUUUGACAAAAGUGAGAGCAGCUUACAACCUUGAGCUAAGAUUCAACAAAAUCGUAAUUGAUAUUCAAAGUGUUUCUUUUGCCUCCGAGGCAAAUGCAUAAGGAACACGUACCCAGACCAUGUGCGUAGCUAUGGUCUUGCCUUUCUCUUGUUAAUGCUUCCAGGCAAGCUUCAUUGUCCACUUGUCAUGUCUGAAUAUACAGAAGUCAAGUCAGGGUGAUGUGGUUUGAAGUCAGGAGGUUAACCUCAUGAUAGUCCACACCAGAAAGACUGUAAUAUGUUUAAAUAAGAAUCCAAGCUUUCAGAUGAAUAGUUGAUCCUCCAGAAGGCUAGAGGUUCAUCAGGAUCUGUAGUUGUUUUUAGGAUAUAAUUGUCAUCAGUUCAAAGCUGUGAAGUAACAAAUUCUUCAAGUGCUAUCAGCUCACAUUUCAGAUGCUACAGGACCCAGUAACAUGGCUAAAAUGAAAGGGGUAUGUUGCUAGGGUUGCUCAAGAAAUGGUCAGAUGACAAAUGCCCCGUGUUCAGUGGCUUAAUCAGUCAGAAGUGAUGCAAGUAAAACAGCAUUUCACAUUUGAGUCUCUAGAAGUUCGCUGGUCUUCAAGCCCUCUUCCUAGAAUUCUUUUUCUUCAGUCCACUCAUUUACUAAAUACAAGAGAAACCGGUAGGUUUCUGAGCUCUUAUCUUUUCCUGGUUACAGCAUUCAGCAGUUACAGCCAGUUACUGGGCAGCUUCCCCAUGCUUUCAUCUUCCCAGGAUGUUGCUUCCCUUUCCCCAAAUGUGGAGUUACUUUGUCACAGCUUUACAUAGAGUUUUUGACUUCGCUGAUACAUGCAUGUCUACAGAAGCAGGUGAGAGGGAGAAGCCUGAAUAUCUACCCAGGGGGACCACAAAUCACGAGAGGGGAAGGGAGGUUUCAAGGGAAUAGUAUUUUUAGGGGUGCAGAGGUAAAGAUUGUUUUGGCCGAUGCUGAUGGCCAAUUAUAUUAAUCAGCCAUAUUGGCCAAUGCUGAUCUGAUAAUUGAUAUGCAGCCCAGCAGCUUGGGGAGCAGUAUCCAGCUGGUAAAUAUAUGGUGGGGGGGAGGUAUGGAGAAGGAAAGGGGCAUGGAGGGGGCAGAUUGUGGCCCCCCACAGUGAGGGAGGAAAUGGG